AGGGGAGACGACAUCUUCAGACGAUGGUGAGAACGUGCCUGCCAGUGAGGAAGGCAAGGAGGAGCCUCCCGGGGACAGAGAAACAAGGCAGAAGAUGGAGCUAUUUGUUAAGGAAAGCUUUGAGGCCAAGGAUGAGCUCUGCCCAGAAAAGCCAAGUGGAGGAGAGGAGCUGCCUGUGGAGGUUAAAGGAGAGGAUGGAGAUCGAGAGCCAGAGGGGACCCUCCCAGCUGAGCCCCCACUACUGGCGCCGCCUGUGGAGGUUAAAGUAGAGGACGGAGAUCAAGAGCCAGAGGGAACCCUCCCAGUUGAGGUCCCACUACUGUUGCCACCUGUGGAGGUUAAAGGAGAGGAUGGAGAUCAAGAGCCAGAGGGAACCCUCCCAGCUGAGCCCCCACUACUGUCGCCGCCUGUGGAGGUUAAAGGAGAGGACCGAGAUCAAGAGCCAGAGGGGACCCUCCCAGCUGAGGCCCCACCACCGCCGCCCCUCGGAGCUGCCGGGGAAGAGCGGACUCCCCAGGCUGUGGCCGCUGAGGGUGGAUUCGUUACAGGACCUGAUGGGACGAGAAUGGAAGAUUUAGAAACCGUUAGACUGGAGACAAAGGAGACAUUCUGCAUCGAUGUACGUGAAGUAUUUAAUCUUGGAGAUAAGUAUCAGUUUUACUGUUACUCUUCCCAUUUUGAUGACAGUCCCAAAUGCUUAGGCCCACAAGAACGACGCUACCUACGCGCUUGGAAGAUGACGAUGAAACAGAACAUGUGCUUUCCGAAGAUUGAGGUCAUCUCGAACUUGAGUGAUGACAGUGACCCUGAACUGGACUACACGUCACUCCCUGUGCUGGAAAACCUGCCCGCAGACACUCUGUCAAAUAUAUUUGCAGUCUCUAAAGACACCUCAAAGGCGGCUCGGGCGCCCUUCACAGGCAUCUUUAUAAAAGAAGCUAAGAGGGACUUGGAAAUCCCAAAACAAGACACCGAGUCCCCACGACCCCUGAUCCAGGAGCUCAGCGAUGAGGACCCCUCUGGCCAGCCACCGAUGUCCCCCACCUGCCAAAGAGACGCUGCACCACUCACUUCCAGUGGAGACGGGGACAGCGACUUCCUUGCAGCCUCUUCUUCAGUGCCGACUGAGAGCGCCACCACACCCUCAGAGACGUGUGUCGGAGUUGCCCAGCCCAGCUCGCCCACGUGGGACCUCACUGCAUUCCCAGCACCGGAAGCAUCAUAGUUCCCCCCAGUUAUAUGUAGCAUAAAUGGUUUAAUUAUAAAUGUCUCCUUUAGGCAUGAUAAACAUUUUAACACGCACGCGAGUCGAUGUAUGAUUGGGCUAUCUCCUAUUUGUGUGAGUCACAUGCAAUUCCUUUCACCAGCCACCCUGAAAAAAGACUUUUCUCUUACUGUGUCAUCAGAAACUAGACAGACCCAGGUCCCUGCAAAAUCUCCCGUGGGCCUUUUCCCCACAGGAAAGCAGAAUCUUCCACUGCAGCUAGAGAAACUCAGAGGGUAAGGGACUUAAUGCUUCAGACAUCAAAAUGAGAAGGGGAGAGAGGAAAGAAAGGGGGGAGUCCGUGAGGCACAACGGAGAAUUCUCCCAAAGUGAUAUGACCAUGACCCUCUCCUCAGAGGGCACUAUCAAGAGCCCACAGGUGCCAGACCCACGUCCCGAGGGAGAAGGAACAUCAGCCAUCAUCUCUGUGCGUGAGCUCAGUGUCAGAUAGUUACUGUGGCGGGAUGCUGUCCAGCCUAAAAACUGUGACCAUUCCAAUUCAUCUUCAGCUGACAAGUUUAUUUAAUCCCUGAACCUGGAUCCAAGGCAUCUCCCUGUACAAAACAUCAGACCGUGGCAGAGAUUGACAAAGCAACCCAAAACAGCAGCUGCCGACGGCCGCCGUGCCCACCUCAGCAGCAGCUCUGUGGGGGCCUCACUCCACCCUCACCAAACACAAGGAAGAGCCAGCACUACUGCCCCAUUUCACCAGACAGGAAGGCACGAGAACUGAGACCUGCCUGAGGCCCCCACAGCUGGGGGGCAGCGGAGCCCUGUCUCCCAGCACAGACUAGAAUCCCAGUAACACAGGCCCGCCAGCACCUCCAACCUGCCUUUUGGGAUGAUCCUCAGGCGAAUAUACAAAAUACAGAAGAAA
Messenger RNA from Cercocebus atys (sooty mangabey), 2141 nucleotides. It is a transcript of the gene DNAAF1, whose product is annotated as dynein, axonemal, assembly factor 1. Lineage: Eukaryota; Metazoa; Chordata; Mammalia; Primates; Cercopithecidae. The record is from RefSeq and is a predicted model, not a curated record.